Messenger RNA from Artibeus jamaicensis (Jamaican fruit-eating bat), 1689 nucleotides. RefSeq names its product C-X-C motif chemokine receptor 4 (gene CXCR4). The transcript has 2 exons. The coding region runs from base 81 to 1166 and encodes 361 amino acids. Gene Ontology annotation, biological process: chemotaxis; G protein-coupled receptor signaling pathway; brain development. NCBI's taxonomy places the organism in Eukaryota, Metazoa, Chordata, Mammalia, Chiroptera, Phyllostomidae. Gene Ontology annotation, molecular function: chemokine receptor activity; cytokine binding. Gene Ontology annotation, cellular component: membrane. The record is from RefSeq and is a predicted model, not a curated record.
UCGGCCAGAAACUUCAGUCCGUUGGUUGCGGCGACAGGUAGCGAAGUGGUCCCGAGAAGUUGGGUGCUCCGGUAGCCAGGAUGGCUGGAGAGCAAACGGUUACCAUGGACGGGUUCCAUAUAUACCCAUCAGAAAACUACACAGAGGAGGACAUGGGCUCAGGCGACUAUGACUCCAUGAAGGAACCCUGCUUCCAGGACGAAAGUGCCCAUUUCAACAGGAUCUUCCUGCCCACUAUCUACUCCAUCAUCUUCUUGACUGGCAUAGUGGGCAAUGGAUUGGUCAUCCUGGUCAUGGGUUACCAGAAGAAACUGAGAAGCAUGACAGACAAGUACAGACUGCACCUGUCAGUGGCAGACCUGCUCUUUGUCCUCACACUUCCCUUCUGGGCAGUUGAUGCUGUGGCAGACUGGUACUUUGGGAAAUUUCUGUGCAAGGCUGUCCAUGUCAUCUACACAGUCAACCUCUAUAGCAGUGUCCUCAUCCUGGCCUUCAUCAGUCUGGACCGGUACCUGGCCAUCGUCCACGCCACCAACAGUCACAAGCCACGGAAGCUGUUGGCUGAAAAGGUGGUCUACGUUGGCGUCUGGAUACCUGCGUUCCUGUUGGCGAUUCCUGAUUUCAUCUUUGCCAAUGUGGCGCCAGGGGAAGGCAGGUAUGAGUGUGACCGCUUCUACCCCAAUGACUUGUGGAGGGUGGUGUUCCACUUCCAGCAUAUCAUGGUUGGCCUUAUCCUGCCCGGUAUCGUCAUCCUGUCCUGCUAUUGCAUUAUUAUCUCUAAGCUGUCCCACUCCAAGGGCUACCAGAAGCGCAAGGCCCUCAAGACCACAGUCAUCCUCAUCCUGACUUUCUUUGCCUGCUGGCUCCCCUACUACAUUGGGCUCAGCAUCGACUCCUUCAUCCUCCUAGAGAUCAUCAAGCAAGGAUGUGAGUUUGAGAAGACUGUGCACAAGUGGAUUUCAGUCACCGAGGCCCUGGCCUUUUUCCACUGUUGCCUGAAUCCCAUCCUCUAUGCCUUCCUCGGAGCCAAAUUUAAAACCUCUGCCCAGCAUGCACUCACCUCUGUGAGCAGAGGGUCCAGCCUCAAGAUCCUCUCCAAAGGAAAGCGGGGUGGACAUUCUUCUGUUUCAACUGAGUCCGAGUCUUCAAGUUUUCACUCCAGCUAACACUGAUAUAAAAGACUUUUUAUACAUUAAAGGACUUUAUUUUUAAGUUACACUUUUUUCAGCUAUAAAAGACUGACCAGUACUGUACAGUUUUUAUUGACUAUUGGAUUUUUUUCCUUGUGUUUAGUGUUUGUGACUUAUUUAUAUAAAUAUUUUUUUGUGUCAUGUUGAUGAGUGUCUAGGCAAGAACUGUGGCCAAGUUCUUAGUUGCUGUGUGUGUGUCUGGUGGUAGGACUGUAGGAAAGAGCACCGAGCAUUCCAGGAUGUGUAGUGAAUCACUUAAGCUAGAAAUGAUCCUCAGCUGUUUGUGUAUAAAUAAUCUCUCCAUUCCAGUGGAACAUUUUCUUUUCCUGUUCUUAAACUGUUUGGUUACACUGUGUGAUUUUUGCUAUAGAAGAUGGCACCUAGAACCAAAAGCUGAAGUGGUGUAGAAAUGCAGGGGUUUUUUUUUCAGGAGUGGGUUUCAGCGCAUACAAUGUACAGUCUUGUAUUAAGUUGUUAAUAAAAGUACCUGAAAAACUUA